Molecule: messenger RNA, 2115 nt
Organism: Molossus molossus (Pallas's mastiff bat)
Lineage: Eukaryota; Metazoa; Chordata; Mammalia; Chiroptera; Molossidae
Gene: RNF112
Product: ring finger protein 112
Exons: 14
Coding region: 1-1896 (631 amino acids)
Biological process (GO): endoplasmic reticulum organization; protein homooligomerization
Molecular function (GO): GTP binding; GTPase activity; metal ion binding
Source: RefSeq, a predicted model, not a curated record
AUGCCGAGGUCCGCCUUGUCAGUCAUUUCCUUUUGUCACCGGUUUGGCAAACAGGAGAAAAAACAGAGCUUCAUGGGAAACAGCAGCCACAGGUGGUCCCACACACCAUUCCCCAAGUUGGAGCUGGGCCUGGGGGCGCGGCCCGCGGCGCCUCGGGAGCUGCCGCUCUGCUCCAUCUGCCUGGAGAGGCUGCGCGAGCCGGUGCCGCUGGACUGCGGCCACGACGCGUGCCCUCGCUGCUUCAGCGCGCACCGCCUCCCCGGCGGCGAGCAGCCCCGCUGCCCCGAGUGCCACGGGGCUCGCAAGCGGGACAGGGGCCUCCGCAGGCUGGAGGAGAAGAUGAAGCUCCUGCUGCAGAGGCCACCACCCUCUGUCGUGCAGGAGACCUGCGCUAUGAGGACGGAACCCCAGCUGCUGGUGCGCAUCAGUGCCUCCGGGGGCCUCAUCCUGAGGAUGGGGGCCAUCAACCGCUGCCUGAAGCACCCCCUGGCCAGGGACACCCCUGUCUGCCUCCUUGCUGUGCUGGGGGAGCAGCACUCAGGGAAGACUUUCCUCCUCAACUCCUUGCUCCAGGGGCUGCCAGGCCUGGAGUCUAGUGAAUGCUGGCAGAGAGAUGGGGGCUCCCUGCAGGGGUUCGGAUGGGGCGCCAACAGCCUCACCAGGGGCUUGUGGAUGUGGAACCACCCCUUCCUGCUGGGGAAGGAAGGGAGGAAGGUGGCUGUGUUCCUGGUGGACACGGGGGACGCCAUGAGCCCUGAACUGAGCAGAGAAACAAGGACCAAACUCUGUGCCCUCAUCAUGAUGCUGAGCUCUUACCAGAUCCUCAACACCUCCCAGGAGCUGAAGGAUACAGACCUAGAAUAUCUGGAGAUGUUUGUCCACGUGGCUGAGGUGAUGGGCAGGCAUUAUGGGAUGGUGCCAAUCCAGCACCUGGAUCUCCUAGUCUGUGACUCAUUCCAUCCCAACAAGGCAGGGCAGGGGCACGUGGGUGAUGUCAUCCAGAAAUCUGGCAAAUACCCCAGGGUCCGGGAGCUGCUACAAGGGAGGCAGGCUCGCUGCUAUCUCCUGCCUGCUCUGAGGAGACCAUGGGCCAGCAGAGACCACGCAGGCCGAGGCCAAAUCUCUUCUGACACAGAUGAUGAUUUCUGCCAUCUACGAACCUACGUUGCCGACGUACUAAGCGCUGCCCCCCAGCAUGCCAAGAGCCGUUGCCAGGGGUACUGGAGUGAGGGACGCCCGGUGCCCAGGGGGGACAGACGCCUGCUCACAGGGCAGCAGUUAGCUCAGGAAAUCAAGAACCUCUCGGGCUGGAUGGGAAGGACAGGGCCGGGCUGCGCCUCUCCGGAUGAGAUGGCCGCCCAGCUGCAUGACCUGAGGAUGGUGGAAGCUGCCAAGAAGGAGUUUAAGGAGUAUGUGCGGCAGCAGGAUGUGGCCACCAAGCGCAUAUUCUCUGCGCUCCGGGUCCUGCCAGACAAAAUGCGGAACCUCCUGUCUGCUCAGAAAGACGCCGUCCUGGCUCGCCACGGGGCGGCCUUGCUGUGCCAGGGGAGAGAGCAGGCCCUGGAAGCCCUGGAGGCCGAGCUGCAGGCCGAGGCCAAGGCCUUCAUGGACACCUACACCAUGCGCUUCUGUGGCCACUUGGCCGCCGUGGGGGGUGCCGUGGGCGCCGGGCUCAUGGGCCUGGCCGGGGGUGUGGUAGGGGCGGGCAUGGCUGCAGCUGCACUGGCUGCGGAGGCUGGGAUGGUGGCCGCUGGGGCUGCGGUGGGGGCCACGGGGGCUGCUGUGGUCGGGGGUGGCGUGGGUGCUGGCUUGGCUGCCACCAUGGGCUGCAUGGAGAAGGAGGAGGAUGACAGGGUGCAGGAAGGGGACCGAGAGCCCCUACUCCAGGAAGAGUAACAGCCCCCAGGAAACAGGAAAGGGAAGGAAGAGAGGAAAGGAAGUGGGGGAGGGGUGAUGUUCCAAGAACCCCCAUGUCCCACACUGCCCUGGUUGAAUGCGCAGUGUCUGGCUGGCUGGCUGGCUGAGCUGAAGAAUCCAGGUGGCCCCAGGAACCUGGGAAGGGUGCCAGGGGCCAGGGGGCAGUAUUUAGGGUGGUAGAGUAUACAGCCUGGUUUG